GAAGAAAACUGGGGAAUGGAAUUAGAAUGUGGGGGUGAAGAAAACAACGAUUUCCUCGUUCCUAUUUUUUCCCUUUAAAAUUUGUGCUUUUCUUGCUGGAAGAUACUCGUACGAGUCGUAUCGGAGGAAGAGAGACAUGACAAAACACCCAAAAAUGGAUUUAAUUCUGAGCGAAAGAAAAUUUUUAACUGUAAAUAGUUAUUGCAACAAGCAACCCCAUACGCCAAACUUAAACAGAAAUUCUUCGUUUCUGUCUCUUCAUCUUCAUCUUCAUCCAAAAUUUCCCCGAUUUUCUAUGUGGGUUUGGUUUUUAAUUAUGUGUUGAUUAACGAACCUCUGGAAUUUAUGUAACCUGUCUUGAUCUUACCAUUGUUUUGUGCUUCAAUCUUGUUUAAGCUUCGAUGGGUUUCUCUUUUUGGGUCGGUAUAUGCCGAAAUUUGGCAGUAGGGCACAGCCGCGGAGAGAGAUGCGGGGGAUGAGAUAAGCAAAGCGAAGGAAUCCAAGAAAUCUACGCCAUGGAAGAAGAAUUGGGUAACGUUAUGCAUUCGGAGGAGAACAAAGAUUCAACCGAAAAGAACAAGAAACGGAAGCUCAAGACACCUACCCAGGUGAUCGCUUUAGAGAAGUUCUAUAACGAACAUAAGUAUCCUACAGAGGAAAUGAAAUCACAGCUCGCCGAGCAGCUGGGUUUGACUGAGAAGCAAAUAUCUGGAUGGUUUUGCCACAGAAGAUUAAAAGACAAGAGAUUUUGUGAAACGUAUACGAGUGUACGACAGGAUCGUUCGAGUGGUGUCAUUCAAGACCUUGGCAGUGGGCUUGCACAAGAUUCAUGUGGUAGCACAAAAAAUGGAGACUAUUGGUAUAUCGAUCCUCGGGAAGUUGAAAGCCAAAAGCCUUAUGGCCAUGAACUAGCUACCGAUAAUGUCCUUGAGCGGAGGAGUCAGUAUACCGAAAAUGUUAGUAAUAUGGAUAAUACGCCUUCGGAAAGCAGCUCGUCUUUAAAAGAUAGGGUAUUAUCUCAAAGUGAGAAUCCAUAUGAUACAGAAGUUUCUCAGUAUUUAACACAUGAGGGUGCUAUUCCCUCAUCAAAUCCAAAGGCUUUAAACUCCCUGCGGUAUAAACCAUCUGGCUAUUUAAAAGUGAAGGGCGAAGCAGAAAAUGCUGCUAUUACUGCUGUUAAGAGACAGUUGGGCGUGCAAUAUCGGGAGGACGGUCCACCGCUUGGUGUGGAAUUCCAGCCACUUCCUCCUGGUGCGUUCGAGUCCCCAGCUAAAGGUCCAAUCCAUGAUUCAUACUAUACUGGGAAUCAUCCUAUACUUCCUCGUUCUCCAGAAAUAUCGACAACGAAGAAACAAAGAGCUCUUGGCUCUAGGUAUGAAGUACACAGUUCGAAUAUGAGUUCUCAGGACUCGUAUAUGGAGGAAGCAGUCCCGACCAGCGCUACAUGUAGACCCGAGUGUCACGACAAGAAUUCUAUGAACCAAUUAAAGAAAGGUUCCAAUUAUUACAACAAAACCGACCCUUUUCCCCCGCAGAACUCUCCGUUGAAUAUGUACGAGGAAUCUGGUGGGUUGACAUUAUCCAGUAGUAGCAAACGGGAUCAUAGAAUAAACUCUAGCUAUAACAUUCCUAGUAGUAGAACUGAUUCUGUUUCCAACAAUCAUGGGUCCUGUUCUUCAAAAGUUGCUAAUGAACAGACAGAGAUGCAGCUGCAUAACCAUGGUUGCGUUGGCUCGAAGAGUUUCUAUAGGAGCGGUAAAACGAUGGCAAAGGAAAUGUUCAAUGGAGAAGAAAAGACAGUAAAUGGAAGUAGUGAUCCAGUUAGAGGGAAGAUCCUACCAACAAAGGACAUGGCUGUUGCAAAUCGAUGUCCGUUGGAUUUUCCUCGGUCGAAUUACGCUGCAAAAUCAUCCUUUUCUGGAAAACCGGGGCGGAAAAAUCAUGCUAGAAGAUCCACGACGGAGAUGCUAUACAGCUUCACUGUCGAUGAAGCGGAAGAUACGAGUUCAUCGUUGGAUUGAACAACAGUAGAGUUUCGCUGGGUCUAGAGAUUCAGAGUACAUAGUUUGGAAUUACUGUAAAUUGGGUAGCAAUAUUAGUAGGUUGCAGUAAACCUUAGGCAGAUUCUGGCUAUCAGCCUCCCUCCUUCACCCUAUCCCCUCUCUUGUGUACAAGUACAGAGCCUGCAUUUUAUAACUGUCUUUCUGAGGGAAACUCUAUUUGUUUUUGUGCGUGGAUCUCCGUAUCGGGUUUUCGGGUUGCGUCGAUUUGUACUUCUGUAAUGUUGUUUGAUUGACAGAGAAGCAUCGACAAUGUAUCAUAACUGCAUCGUCCAUUUGUAACUCGACAGCUUUAAAUGUAUGAUUCCGAUUGAAAUGUUGUGAUUGUUCA
This is a messenger RNA of Cucurbita pepo subsp. pepo (vegetable marrow), 2391 nucleotides long. The record is from RefSeq and is a predicted model, not a curated record. NCBI's taxonomy places the organism in Eukaryota, Viridiplantae, Streptophyta, Magnoliopsida, Cucurbitales, Cucurbitaceae.